ACAAAAAAAUAUUCUCUCUACAAAUUCUUCCAAUCCAAAAGCAAUAUUGCUAAUCCAACUAGAUUUGUUGAUUCGAUGCACUGAUGCAUAAUCAAUCAUGGAUCACAGUUGCCAUCUUCCUCACCAUCCAUUUCCUCCCAAUUUCCCUCUCCGAACCUCGAAUUUCGGAGCCCGGCUUAUUCUGCGGCGUCGACCGGCCACCGCCCAACGCCAGCGCCUCCUUCAUCCCGCUCUUCACCAGCGCGAUGGAGACCAUCCCGCAGCAGGUCGCAGCCAGAAACUGGGGCAGUUACAUCUUCAACUCCACCAACGCAUCCAUCUACACCCUCGCGCAGUGCCACGCCGACCUCUCGCGCGACGACUGCCUCCAGUGCUACGCCGCCAGCCGCACGCGCCUCCCCCGCUGCCUCCCCGCCUUCGGAGGCCGGAUCUUCCUCGACGGCUGCUUCCUCCGCUACGACAGCUACGUAUUCUUCGCCGAGAGCGUCGAUCCUGACUCCGACGCCGUCAAUUGCACCUCCACGGCGCCGAAUUCCACGCUUCCGGAGGCGGAGUUCAGGAGGAGCGUUUUGGAGGUGAUCGACAACGUCACGGCCGGCGGGAGGUCCGCGACGGCGGGGAUCGGCGGCGCGUUUGUAUUGGCGGAGUGCUGGAACACCGUCGGAGCGGAGGGGUGUAGGGCGUGUUUGGCGAAGGCGAAUUCGGAAAUUAGGCGGUGUUUGCCUAGCAGCGAAGGCCGUGCGUUGAAUGCUGGUUGCUAUUUGCGGUAUUCUACGCAGAAAUUCUAUAAUCAGUCUACUGCAUCAAAUCGUGAUACCGGUGUUUCUAGAAGAGGCGUGAUUGUCGCCGUUGUUUGCUCUGUGCUUGCUUUCUGUAUGCUCUGCCUCUUUGGUGGUUACACCGCGUAUCGGAGAUGGGAGAGACGAAAACAAGAGCGUUAUAAUCUUGGCAAGAUUUCGUAUUCAUACCACAAGUCAAGUUUGAACUUCAAAUACGAGACCCUAGAGAAGGCCACCGACUAUUUUGACCCGAUGAGGAAACUGGGGCAGGGAGGGGCGGGCUCUGUGUACAGAGGGACCCUCCCAAAUGGGACGACCGUGGCUGUGAAGCGGCUCUUCUUCAGCACGAGGCAGUGGGUUGAUGAGUUCUUCAAUGAGGUGAACCUUAUCAGUGGAAUCGAGCACAAGAAUCUCGUGAAGCUUAUUGGCUGCAGCAUUGAAGGCCCUGAAAGCCUUCUGGUUUAUGAAUAUGUGCCCAACCAGAGCCUUGAAGUCUGCCUCUUUGAUAAGAAUCGGGCGAAGAUCUUGAACUGGAAGGAGCGGUACAACAUUGUGGUUGGAACAGCCGAGGGGAUCGCGUUCCUUCAUGAGGGUACCGAGUUGAGGAUCAUCCACAGAGAUAUCAAGGGCAGCAAUAUUCUUCUUGAUGAGAACUUUGAUGCUAAGAUAGCUGAUUUUGGUCUUGCUCGGAACUUCGCAGCUGAUAAAACUCAUCUCAGCACAGGAAUUGCAGGCACAUUAGGAUACAUGGCGACCGAGUACAUAGUGAAAGGGCAGCUCACAGAGAAAGCUGAUGUUUACAGCUAUGGAGUUCUGGUUCUUGAAAUCGUGUGUGGAAGGAAGAACAACGUCUUCGUUGAGGACUCUGGAUCUCUCCUACAAACAGUCUGGAAGCUCUUCAAGGCGGAUAGACUAGCAGAAACAGUCGACCCUUCUCUGAAGGGCGACUUCCCGCCAGCAGAAGCUUCAAAAGUCUUGAAAAUCGGGCUUCUCUGCGCCCAGGCGUCCGUGGCUCAACGACCAUCAAUGGUGGACGUUGUCAGAAUGCUGACAGAUGAAAACUGCAAAAUCCCAGAACCAAACCAGCCACCAUUCUUAAACACUAGUGCCCUUUCAGGCAGCACUACUAGAUCAUCCUGCAGCAUCAACAGUUCCACGUCAAACCCAAUUACACGGCCAGAAACAUCCCAUCCCUCCUCAGAAUCAUUCAGCAUUCAGAGCUCGGAAGGGCCGCGAUCAAGAAGUGACGAAAUCAGGUUAAUAUAGAAGAGUUGUUUUUUUGCAUUAUUGAAUUUGGCGGUUGUAUAGAAAACAUGUAUGUAGAUUUUGUAGUUUUGUUUAUGUUUUAGAAAAGAUCAAAAAAAGAAAUAUAGUUGGAAAUUGUGUAGCAAUAUUUCGUAGGUGUAGAUCAUUAUAGACAGAAUGUAAAAAUUGAGCCAAAUUGUAACACAAUGAGAAGUAAGCAUUUGAAUCUAUGGAUUUGAAACUGUUUUGUGAUUGCAUAA
Salvia hispanica is the source of this 2284-nucleotide messenger RNA. Its product is annotated as cysteine-rich receptor-like protein kinase 42. The record is from RefSeq and is a predicted model, not a curated record. Gene Ontology annotation, molecular function: ATP binding; protein kinase activity. Lineage: Eukaryota; Viridiplantae; Streptophyta; Magnoliopsida; Lamiales; Lamiaceae. Gene Ontology annotation, biological process: protein phosphorylation.